GCUCAAAGCCCCGCCCCGGAUCCCGUGAUUCCCGGGAUUGUGCCGCCCCGCGGGUGCCGCAGAGCUUGAGCUGCGGAUUCCGUCGGUUAUGGAUGCGCGGGCGCGCGCCAAGCGCUACGAGAAGCUCGAUUUCCUGGGGGAGGGGCAGUUCGCCACUGUCUAUAAGGCCAGGGACAAGACCAAUAACCGAAUCGUGGCGAUUAAGAAGAUUAAACUGGGACAUAGAUCGGAAGCUAAAGAUGGAAUCAACAGGACAGCCCUCAGGGAAAUAAAGCUAUUGCAAGAGCUAAGCCAUCCAAAUAUUAUUGGUCUCAUAGACGCAUUUGGACACAAGUCCAAUAUUAGCUUGGUGUUUGAUUUUAUGGAAACAGAUCUAGAGGUUAUUAUAAAGGAUACAAGUAUUGUGUUGACGCAGUCUCACAUCAAGGCAUAUAUGCUGAUGACACUUCAAGGAUUAGAAUAUCUGCAUCAACACUGGAUUUUACAUAGGGAUCUUAAACCAAAUAACUUGCUGUUAGGUGAAAAUGGGGUUUUAAAAUUGGCUGACUUUGGCUUGGCAAAAUCUUUUGGAAGCCCAAAUCGAGUUUAUACACAUCAAGUAGUAACAAGGUGGUACCGAGCCCCCGAACUAUUGUUUGGGGCUAGAAUGUACGGUGUUGGUGUUGAUAUGUGGGCUGUUGGUUGUAUUUUAGCUGAAUUGCUCCUCAGGGUUCCUUUUUUGCCUGGAGACUCUGAUCUUGACCAGCUGACAAGGAUAUUUGAAACACUGGGCACUCCAACAGAAGAACAGUGGCCUGGGAUGACGAGUCUUCCAGACUAUGUCACUUUUAAAUCUUUCCCUGGAAUGCCACUUCAACAUAUCUUCAGUGCGGCUGGUGAUGAUCUGCUCAAUCUUCUUCAAGGCUUAUUCACAUUUAAUCCUUGCACUAGGGUUACGGCUACUCAGGCAUUGAAACAGAAGUAUUUCAGUAACCGACCAGGACCCACUCCAGGAAAUCAGCUGCCAAGACCCAACUGUCCUGCAGAAGCUGUAAAGGAACAACAAAAUGCACUUUUAAAUUUAAAAAGGAAAAGAACAGAAGGAAUCGAUCAAGGUAAGCAAGUUAAUUGUUUAGACCACUCUGGGUAAGGAACAUGAGGCACAUUUCUGUGACCCUCCUCCAGUCUUCCCCAAACAGCAACAUUUCUUCAUAUCUUCAUGGCAAGAAAAGUGCUCAGGACUCAACACCUCUAUCUGAUGCUGAAUUACUCAGACCUUCUACCAGAGAGGCAAAUAUUGGUUCUUAAACUUGGAGUUGGUUUUCACAGCUGGAAUAUGCUAGAUAGCAACUGUCAGAUUACCAUCAGCCAUUUUGUUAUUGCCAGUAUAAGACUCAACUUUAGUACAAGAGUGGUAUUUUUUUGUAAUAGAGAUGCUUCCAUAGAAGUGUGUUUCCUCUUGAGUUCAGAGAGACAACUACAUUAUUAGGAUUUAACUAACUUUUAGGCACUUUGAAUGGUUGUUUCUUUGUCUGUGUCAAAUUAGAAGUAAAAUGCACCAGGUUCAUCACCUUAAGAUUUCAACCUCAAAAUAAAAUUUAAUCAGCUGAUUACUUGCACACUGUUUUUACUGACCCCAGUACCAUCGGUCAACUGAUAUGUGGGAACUUGUCAAGCUAUAGUAGCUAAGGCACUUAAUUUAAGCUUUUUAGCUCCUUUUGCAAAGAUAUUUGAGGGCUUGUGAUUAGUGUUUUGGAGUACAUGCCCUAUAAAAGGCCUGUUAACUAAAGGACAGGAAAAAGAGAAAUGCUUCUUUGAUUUCUGUGACUUAAUUGUUGUAUUUGACAAUGGGCAGAGUUUCCAGAGCUGUAUCAAGCUAGAACAAUAACCGCUUUAACAUCUUUCAGAAAGUCUUAUCUUCAGCAAUGAAAUCAAGCGUAUGCGUUAAAUGCUAGGAGUUUUGAGAUUAAGUAUAAAUGAGGCAUUUAAGAAGUCAGCAUUAAUUUUUGAGACAUUUGAGUAUCAGCAUAAAAAGCAGUAUCAUCCACUAAGUGGGAACGGAAACGUAAUGGAUUUUCUGAUAUGGAUUUUCCAUUAUGUUUUGUUAUUGCCUUAGCUGGGCUGACAGAAUCAAAAGGUCUCAAAGGUAGUGCCAACAAACAUUUAAAAAGAGAGCCAAUGUUAGAGCUAGCAAAUCUGCUGCCCUGGAUUUCAUUUGCCAUCCUUACAUAGCAUUACCACCUGAAUUUAAAAUCUGAGUAGAUGUUUGGAAGAACAUCUUUUUUUAAAUAACAUUUGAAGGACAGCAUGUUUUUACUGCUAUUGAGGGUGGAAAUGUGCUAAAGUAAUUUCAAAGAAAAAUAAGGUGCAUUCCCUGAAAUUCCUAAGACUGGCCUGCCAUUGCAUCCUGCACAAUACACUUCCUUAGCCUUGUCCAGGUAGCACCCUAGAGCUUGGGAGAACAGACUGAGUGAUUACUGAUGGAUACCCUCUUGUAAAAUACUGGUAUCAGGACCUGACUGUCAGGAGAAAGAUUACUGCCAUCACCCUAUGUGCUGCUUUUCCACAACAAGAAAAUCCUGUAGCCUGUGGGGUGUGUUCACCAAACUUAAGUACUUCUCAGAAAACAGCCUCUAUUGUGAGGGAAAAACUGUCACCAGAUGGAUGACUCCCUGUGAAAAGUAUUACGCAUGCAUAUUUUCUGUCUGCUGCUGCCACUUAUUUCUGUUCAGUGCGGUACUGGAGACACUGAUGCUAUGAUGACAUCACUGUCGAUCUUCACUCUGGCACUUAAUCAAAAGCAGCACUGCUUCCCCAGGAAGCAGUCCUAUUGAUCUGCAUUCCUACAGAGCUGUAGGUACACUAAACUUUUUCCUGAGUUAAUGCAGCAUAAAGAAUCUGCCUAAUAUCAGAAUUCUGCAUUGGUUUGGAAAUAAAGUAAAGCCAUUCUGUUCAUAUCUAAGGUUAAGAAUUUGUCCUGGAUCUGUCAGCAUGUAAAAAAAAUUAUUAAGUGUUAGUGUAGUGCUACAGGGUUAAGGCUUAGAACAGCUUGCUUUUUUUUAGGUUUCAAAGUAGGAUUAACUGGUUAGCUUUUCAUGCCAACAGUUGACUGGUUAGCUUUUUAUAUUAAAGAAAAACAUUUACAUGUAUCCCAAAUAUAAUUAAUACUUAACUGCAGAAUUUGUGACUCAUUUGGAGCACACACUGAUUUAAGUGUGCUUUGAUUCUAUCACUCUCUGAGGUUCAUUAGAAGUCAUGUACUGCCACUGUAGUAAGCAGCAUUAAGCAGUUCACAGUAGAUAUAUAUCAACAAUGGUAUCAAAUCUUGAGGAGAGAGCUGGACCCCUUUCCUUUGCUAACAAUGUGAUUUUACACUUUUCAGGAUUACCAAAAAAACUGAUUUUUUGAUUGCUGUAGAUGGUGUAUGAAAACGAGUGAAAAUGACCGAAGUCCCAGCCAUUGAUAAAUAGUCAUAGGAUGGUUAUAAUAUUUUAACAUGUAAAAUUAGAAUUUAAUAU
Molecule: messenger RNA, 3497 nt
Organism: Myiozetetes cayanensis
Lineage: Eukaryota; Metazoa; Chordata; Aves; Passeriformes; Tyrannidae
Gene: CDK7
Product: cyclin dependent kinase 7
Exons: 12
Coding region: 89-1129 (346 amino acids)
Biological process (GO): positive regulation of transcription by RNA polymerase II; protein phosphorylation
Cellular component (GO): transcription factor TFIIK complex; cytoplasm; nucleus
Molecular function (GO): ATP binding; cyclin-dependent protein serine/threonine kinase activity; RNA polymerase II CTD heptapeptide repeat kinase activity
Source: RefSeq, a predicted model, not a curated record